Rasamsonia emersonii CBS 393.64 is the source of this 537-nucleotide messenger RNA. RefSeq names its product BET3 family protein. The record is from RefSeq and is a predicted model, not a curated record. The transcript has 4 exons. The coding region runs from base 1 to 537 and encodes 178 amino acids. NCBI's taxonomy places the organism in Eukaryota, Fungi, Ascomycota, Eurotiomycetes, Eurotiales, Trichocomaceae. Gene Ontology annotation, cellular component: trans-Golgi network; TRAPP complex; cis-Golgi network. Gene Ontology annotation, biological process: endoplasmic reticulum to Golgi vesicle-mediated transport; regulation of GTPase activity.
AUGUCUUUCGAUACGCCUGUUCCGCCGUACAAUGCAUCUGACCCUCACGCGAGAUUCCUUAGUGCGUCAUGCCUCGAUUUACUCCUGAUAGAGCUCGUGCCCAUGGCCGAAAGGAUAGCAGAGGAACUCUCAACCCCUGGUGACAAAAUGGAGGAAGAGGAGCUACGGGAAGCGACGUUCUACCGUCUGGAGUCGCUAGGGUAUAGAGUGGGACAGGGACUUGCAGAAAGGUUCUCUCGAGAUCGACCCCGCUUUACAGAUAACCUCGACGUAAUUAAGUUCCUUUGCAAAGACCUCUGGACAAUAUUGUUUAGAAAGCAAGUCGAUAAUUUGAAAACAAAUCACAGGGGUGUCUACGUGUUGACGGACAAUUCGUUUCGACCUUUCACAAGGAUGAGUAUGGCGUUCUUGUGGUUCCCAUGCGGUGUCAUCCGUGGAGCUCUGGCAAACCUGGGCAUCAAUGCUACUGUCCAAGCGGAGACAUCUGAUCUACCGGGAGCGACGUUUCAAAUAAAGGCGACUCAGGCAAAGUCUUGA